Molecule: messenger RNA, 1383 nt
Organism: Sporothrix brasiliensis 5110
Lineage: Eukaryota; Fungi; Ascomycota; Sordariomycetes; Ophiostomatales; Ophiostomataceae
Exons: 1
Coding region: 1-1383 (460 amino acids)
Biological process (GO): monoatomic ion homeostasis; borate transport; transmembrane transport
Cellular component (GO): plasma membrane; fungal-type vacuole
Molecular function (GO): borate efflux transmembrane transporter activity; solute:inorganic anion antiporter activity
Source: RefSeq, a predicted model, not a curated record
AUGCGCUAUGUCACUCAUUUCAGCGCGGAUAUAUUUUCUCUGCUGAACAGUGUCAUCUAUUUUCAAAAGGCGGUCCUUGAAUUGCAGCGCAACCAGCGUGCUGUCUCUAUGGCCAGCUUUCUGUAUUCCAUUAUUGGCGCUGCCGGCACAUGUCUCCUGGCUGUUUUUCUUUCCACGGCCGACAAGCAUUGGGCUCCUCUCUUUGGCCGUAUUCCACGCAUGCUUCUGACCGAGUAUGCUGCGGCACUCUCGAUCAUAUUCUUCAUCGGUGUCCCACAUAUCGGAGACCUGGCUGCACUCGAUCAACAGCGUUUGUCGGUUCAGACCGAACUUCGGCCCACUAGCCUCGACCGUACUGUCUUUCUCGUCCGGUUCUGGGAAUUGCCGGCACGCUGGGCUUUGGCCGCAAUGCUACCAGGUGCAAUUAUCACUGUCUUGUUCUUUUUUGACCAUGAGAUCAGUAGCAUUAUUUGCACACUCAAGAGAUACGGGGUGCAAAAGCCUGGUGGUUUUGCCUGGGACAUUGUCCUUCUCGGUACUACAACUGCAAUAUGCGGUAUUCUCGGCAUCCCACCUGCAAACGGGCUUCUGCCUCAGGCUCCCCUUCACUCGGAAUCCUUGAUACAUACCGUUUUUGAGCAGGAUGACGCUGCGGUUGGCACUUCUUCCAUCAAUGAAAAUGCUGGACAGAACAGGAGCGAAAUUACAUCCUCCACCGGAUCCACAGAACGUGUCUUUACUCGCGUGUAUGAACAGCGGUACUCGGCGUUCCUUCAAGCUGCUCUUAUUUUGGCCUUCACGUCGCCUCCACUGCAACGACUACUCGGGCUUACACCAACGUCCGUCCUCGCCGGCCUGUUUCUGUUCAUGGGUUACCAGUCGCUGUCUGUGAAUCCUAUCCUCGCCCGGUUUGCGUCUUUAUUAACCCCGCCCUCCGAGACGGACACGCUGACGCAGUACAACUUGCCUAACAAUGUCCACUGGGCGGCCAUCCAUUUCUAUACCAUCACACAAAUCGUCGUAACCGCGGCUGUAUUUGGUGUCACACUCACUGUAGCCGCACCCAUAUUCCCAGUCCUCAUCAUUGUCCUUGUCCCUCUACGAUUGAUGCUCAUGAACAGGAUCUGGAGCAAGGAGACGCUCCGUUGGGUGGAUGGCUGGGCGUGUCGUGAAGGAAAGCCCGAAGACGAAUCAUCCCAGGAACAAGGUGACGACGGUGGAGAGAGUGGCAGUCGGAUAACAGCAACUCGUCCAUCACCAGAUGAGAAAUGCCGUUCUCGGAAAGACAACAUAGGAGAAGCACUCUUCUCAAGUGACCAAGCUGUCCCUUCUGGGAUAAGUAGCAACCUUCCUGGAAUCUGUGCAGAAGACAAGCUGGAGUAG